This is a messenger RNA of Amoebophrya sp. A25, 1107 nucleotides long. The record is from the annotation of a GenBank genome assembly. NCBI's taxonomy places the organism in Eukaryota, Dinophyceae, Syndiniales, Amoebophryaceae.
AUGGUACCAUAUGCGCUGGCGACUCUCUCUGAGGUGCUUUGCCUUGGGAGCUAUGCAACAGACAAGCGCCUGCGGCGGCGUGAAGCUCUCGGGAACAAUGGCCCAGUCGAUGAAGGUCAAGCAUUGAUGUGUAAGUUGAAUGCGGAUGGAGUGAAUCUCCACGGUUUCCUUGCUAGAUCUUUGCUUUUCUUCGUUUUUUGCUGUGUCCUCUGUCUCUCUCGUCGGCGGAUUCGCUUUGAUCUUUGACUGAUCUCUCUCGCUCUGUUAACUUGUCCGAGCACUAUUUAUUGGCCUAGCGUGGUCUUAUUUUAUGACUGACUUCGCGUCUAUCUACUAUUAACUGACUUCGCGUCUAUUCAGUAACUACUGACUUCGCGUCUAUUCACUACCUAGCUGACUUCGCGUCUUUCCCCUAUUAUCGACUUCGCGUCUCCUAUUCACUUCGCCUGUUAUUUGCAAUUUCGUAUGAAUCUAGAGAUCCUCAUCUUGCACUAGUGCACUGGCGCCGUCUCGGGUAUAUGCCGGGUCGGCGCACCGUCCGAGAAAUGUACGACUUCUUUGCGCCCACCCCAGCUGGUGCGCUGGCCCUUUGGCCGAAGACUUUGAAAUUGAAAGUCGGAAGCAGAAGAGGUUUUUCGUGGUUGAUGUUUAGUAUUGUUUAUAAUGAUCGAAGCAGGCCAAGACGACCUUCGUUCCAACUCUGAUGGUUCGUCUACAAAACGAUCAGAUAUUCUUCGUUAGCAGCAACUGCAGCCGUCAUUCAAGCAUUGUUCUGCGGGGAAUCGUGUAUCCAUCGCUUGCUCCAAUCCCUGCAGAUUGGAAGCGUCAUGAAAAAGAAUCCGAUUGUCCAUUCGAGAGAAGGUCAUAAGCUUGAUGGCUGCUAUCAUAUUCUCCUUCAGAUCUAUUAAUUCUUAGCGAUCGAGCAGGUCUAUUUGUUAGGUCGUAAUCUAAAGAUCGAAACCGUUCCGUAGAGGGCGAUGCGCGAGGAAAGUCAGACUGGGUGCUUCUCCACGGCGGCCUUCGGCGCAAGACGCCGGGUACCAUGUGUACAUAUUCCUUUGUUGCUUCCUUUGCGACAUAAACACCCUGCUGUGUGCGUUAGGAGAC